This is a messenger RNA of Melospiza georgiana, 693 nucleotides long. RefSeq names its product NADH:ubiquinone oxidoreductase subunit B3 (gene NDUFB3). NCBI's taxonomy places the organism in Eukaryota, Metazoa, Chordata, Aves, Passeriformes, Passerellidae. The transcript is spliced from 3 exons. Gene Ontology annotation, biological process: electron transport chain; mitochondrial respiratory chain complex I assembly. The coding region runs from base 283 to 585 and encodes 100 amino acids. The record is from RefSeq and is a predicted model, not a curated record. Gene Ontology annotation, cellular component: mitochondrion.
GCUCCUUCCCCCGGCGCCUCAGCCCGAGCCGGCGGCGCCGUUCCUGGUGCGGGCCUGUCCCGCUGGGCCGUGCCGGGAGCGCUGCGGGGCACAGGCACGGGGAGGGGAUCAGAGGGCGGCUCCACGGCCCCCGUGUCCGCGCCGGGCCAGCGGGAAGGGCCGGAACGAAAGUUUCGCGGAACCUGCGUGGCUUGCUCGCGCUUUCCGUAGCGGCUGGUCCAGGGCUGGGUUCCGGUUCCGGGUGGUGGCCGCGUCCUGAGCAGGGUCGCGGAGCGGGCAGGUAUGGGACACGGAGGUGACCACGGCCACGGGCACGGCCAUGACAAAGUGGAGCUGCCUGACUACAGGCAGUGGAAGGUGGAGGGGACUCCCCUCGAGGAGGUGCAGAGGAGGCUGGCAAAGAGGGGGCUGAGGGACCCCUGGGCUCGUAAUGAAGCGUGGAGGUACCAGGGUGGCUUUGCAAGACCUAUCACCGUAACAGAAAUCUUUACCAGGGGAUUCAAGUGGGGAGCUGCAGCUUUUGUCAUAGCUCUGGCCAUUGAAUAUUCACUGUUUCCUCCAAAGAAGAAUGGAGGCCACCACUGAAGAUCAAAUAUGACAACUUAAUACUUAUUAAUCAUAAGCUGAAGCAUACAUAAGCCUGCUGCUCACUCUGUACUUAUAAUAUGCAUAUUAAAGUCUAUCACAGGCAAA